CUAGUUUGAAUUUAUCUGAAAUUGUAAGGCAGCAGGAUUUAAGAUGGUUGCGUUUUUAUGUUAAUUUUGCUUGUUUUGAUGAAUUCAUCAGAAGCAGGCCGUGCCCCCACCUGGGAUUCCUGUAACUGUUACUGGGCUGAAUGGCAGGGUUGGUCAGAAUGCAGUGCUGCCUGUGGGGGAGGGCGACGGUACAGAACAAGAGAAGUGUGGAAAUAUGCUACUCCCCAAUGUGAAGGAUUUAAGGCUUGUGCAAGCAACGACAUGGGCAGUGAAUGGGGAGACUGUAACAAUAUCUGUCACCAAGGGACGUACCAUUCCUAUGGCUGUAGAUGUCAUGCAGGAUGGUAUGGGAGGUGUUGUAAAAAUCAAAAAACAUGUGGAGAUCCAGGUGAAAUAAACAAUGGACAGGUGACCGGAUCCACAUUUACAUACGACAGUACACUAUCGUACCACUGCAAUCAGUACUAUAAUUUGACUGGUGGAACCAGAACUAGGAGAUGCCAAAUCAAUAGUAUCUGGAGUGGUCGGAAACCCCGAUGUGCAUUUGUGAAUUCCUGUGCUAGUAACCCAUACCAAAAUAAUGGAACCUGUGUGGAUGGUUUGGAUCGAUAUGACUGCGUUUGUACAAAAAGCUUCACAGGGAAAAAUUGUGAAACAGAUAUACAACCUCCAGUGAUGAGUGGUUGCCAUGACAACAAGACGGUCUAUUCUUCAAAACACGAAACUUUCCUUAACUGGACUGCACCUAGCUUUUACGACCCUGUAGGAAAGGAGUUAACGAUUUCAACUAAUUAUCCCCAAAACAGCUGGAGUUUUCCAUGGGGAGAUUUUACAGUUCAGUAUGUGGCUUUGAAACCCUCAAACGGUUUGCGAACAAGCUGUGUUUUCAAUGUAAAAGUCCGACGUAAGUUGAAUCCCAUGAUUUGA
Saccostrea cuccullata (small rock oyster) is the source of this 927-nucleotide messenger RNA. Its product is annotated as neurogenic locus notch homolog protein 2-like. The coding region runs from base 58 to 927 and encodes 289 amino acids. The transcript is spliced from 4 exons. The record is from RefSeq and is a predicted model, not a curated record. Lineage: Eukaryota; Metazoa; Mollusca; Bivalvia; Ostreida; Ostreidae.